AUGGCGUCAACACCUGAGGGUGCUGCGCAGAGUGUUUACGAGGCAUCACUUGACGGACAAAGCGACUACUUUGGUCAAGCCGAUUUGUAUGAUGUCUCCAACAGGCUUCUUCAGUUCCAUAAUAAGGUUCUCCCCGCUGAUAACUACAAUUCGCCCUACUACAAUCCACUAAACUCUGCUGAUGAGCCGAAACCGGUGGACAAACUGAUCAAUCGGUUUUCAAUCUGGAAAAUGAUUAUCAAGCAAUUGAUAUUCUACUUCAAAGAGAUCAGCAUAUUCAAGAAGCAAACAUAUCUCGGUAAUAAGGCGAUGCUGGAGAAUUUGGAGCUUUUGAAGAAACAGACCAGCGGCAAACUAAAGUUCAAAGGAUCUGCAUCAAAGAAUCUUCGCCAAUCUUUGAGUUCGACGAAUUUGAAUCAGUCAGAUCAACACAACGCUCACCAAGAAGCCAUGCUUAACAAAUUUGUGCAGACAGCAUUUCUUCCGGUAGGCGAUCUCUCUGUUCUAUCGAUCUCUAGCACAUUAUCCAACUAUCACAACAGCUUGGCUGAAAAGGAGCUGAUAACACAUAACCAACUCACUUUGAAAAUCAUUCCGCGCUUGGAAAACUUGAAAGAAAGUCUGAACGAAACGAUAAAACAAAUUGCGUCAUUGAAAGGUUCUAGUGAUUUCAAAACUUCUGACCUCAAAUACGAGAUAGCAAAGACAGGAGCAAUUUUAGCUGAUUAUAUAACGUCGGUUGAGCUGCUCACGAAGGGCGAAACAACCACCUGUCUUGGCUCGCAUCUCAAAUUCACCAAACUGGAGCCCAAAAAGGACCCUUAUUUACUGCGGCUGAAACUUGACCUGCAACUCAAAGACCAACUUUACACUGAAGCACACUUGAAAGAAAGUUUCUAUGAUCUACAACACAAGAGCGUUCAGCUGGAAAGUAUUCUGUAUACCGAAGUCCAGAACUGUGUUCGCAACUUUGUCAAUCUAAUCAAUGCUGAGCUUGAUGCUGCAAAAGAUAAUAUGGUGAGCGAGUUCAUGAACGGAUUUCUAAAAAACGAUUUUGGCAUUGAUUGGGAUUACUUCAUAAUGAAUGACAACGCAAAGAAUCUUUUGAAACUCACUGCAAAAGAGUCAUUGAUGAACACCAAACAGAUCAGGAAAAAAUCGGAUAUUCAUUAUCCUUACCAGAAAGAGAGGAUCAGCUCAAGUUUGAUAUCAGGAUUUUUGGAAAAGAAAUCAAAGUAUUUGAAGAACUAUUCAAAAUUCUACUACGUACUUACGUUCAACUUUAUGCAUGAAUUCAAGACCGAGGAUCGGAAGAAGGAAAGACAUCCUUUGAACUCCUAUAGUUUGGACGAUAUGAAAGUGAGUGCAUCGCCAAAUGAUCCAAGGAAAUUUAUUGUCCGGAUGAAUUCAAGCAAAUCAAUUGAGUCCAAAACCAAAUACACUUUCAGAUGUCCUUCUCCAGAAAUUGCAUCAAGAUGGCUGGAACAGCUUACGGAACUGUGCUCGCUGAGUAAUCCUCUAGAAAGAAACAACCCAGCUAACACCGCAUACCUUACUCCAUAUUCAAAUACCCCGUCCGUUGUUAACAUGAAUGCAGGCGACUCUAAUUCGUCUAGAGAUGAUAGCACAUUUGUCUCUGGAGAUUCUAGUACAUCACAAACCCAAAUGUUCGAGAACAACCAUUCUUCGUCGUCCUUGCAUCUCCCAUCCUUCCAUUCGGUCAAGAAACUUAAUUCGCCCGACAUGCCGGCUCAGUCUGGACACAAGAAAAGCAACAGCCUAUCUUCACUUCCGGUUAUCAGUGCAAGCUCACCAUCUUUGCAUAGGUAUACUUCGUCCGGAAGCUCAACUACUCAAGCCUCCGAAGGCAUGUCAUUACACUCUACCACUCCAACCUCCCCACCAAAUGUUUCUGGAAGUGCAGCCAAAAUCAUAAUCAAUUCUCCAGAUUCCACCACGCCUGACGAGCCUGCAGACUAUUUCAAUUACACCGCACCACGUCCAAGACUUGGCAAGAGCGCCUCUACCGGAAAAGUCACUCCUCCUGGCCCCCAAGGAUCACAGAUUCUACGGCCGUCAUCUCCUUCCCAUCUGUCUCAAAUAAGACAGCCUAUUCAACGGUCAUCCUCACCAAAUAUCCACAACAAGCAUAACAUUCCUAGCUUCCUAGGAGGUCAACAAACUGCAUCCAUUUCACAAAGUUCCUCAUACUCUUCGAUGUCUUCUAUGGGUAACAACUCUCUUCCUUCUACUAAAGGCCUAGUUAGAGGCCGGGAAAGACUACAGGCUCAACUUAAAAAAGCUGCUUCCAAUAACCAAUCCAACCUGAACGGCGCGUUCUUGCAAUUUGGAAAUUCAGCCAGUGACUCCCCAAACCUGUUGAUACCCCCAUCGGCCUCGAACCUGCCCCAAACUCCAGGUAUUCUUCCUUCCAACUCAAUUGGUGACGUUUUCCCUGGAAGUGAAUCACGUGUCAGAUCGACUCCUUCGUCAUCAGAGCCAUUGAAGUCCCCUGGUGCCCAGUCUCCGGAAGGAUACUUUUAA
Ogataea parapolymorpha DL-1 is the source of this 2544-nucleotide messenger RNA. RefSeq lists its product as uncharacterized. Bases 1 to 2544 code for a protein of 847 amino acids. The record is from RefSeq and is a predicted model, not a curated record. Lineage: Eukaryota; Fungi; Ascomycota; Pichiomycetes; Pichiales; Pichiaceae. The transcript has a single exon.